Molecule: messenger RNA, 8520 nt
Organism: Athene cunicularia (burrowing owl)
Lineage: Eukaryota; Metazoa; Chordata; Aves; Strigiformes; Strigidae
Gene: EPB41L4A
Product: erythrocyte membrane protein band 4.1 like 4A
Exons: 23
Coding region: 1-2031 (676 amino acids)
Cellular component (GO): cytoskeleton
Source: RefSeq, a predicted model, not a curated record
AUGCACCACCUCCAGAAGGCAGUUCUGGUUCACACCCAGCCUGAGCUGCCUUCAGAAGUACGUCAGCAGAGCUCACUCUACAGAAAGAAGUCAACGAAAGGGUCGGUUGUCCUGGGCUACGUAUUUCGUCACUUAAACCUAGUGGAGAUAGAUUACUUUGGACUGCGCUACUGUGACAGGAGUCAUCAAACGUAUUGGCUGGAUCCUGCAAAGACGCUUGCUGAACAUAAAGAAUUGAUAAAAACUGGACCACCAUACACUCUGUAUUUUGGCAUUAAGUUCUAUGCAGAGGAUCCGUGUAAACUUAAAGAAGAGAUAACAAGGUAUCAGUUUUUUUUGCAGGUCAAGCAAGAUGUUUUACAGGGCCGAUUGCCUUGUUCAGUCAACACUGCAGCACAGCUGGGAGCAUAUAUAAUUCAGUCUGAGCUGGGGGACUAUGACCCAUAUAAGCACACUACAGGUUAUGUCUCGGAGUACCGCUUUGUGCCAGACCAGAAGGAAGAGCUGGAGGAUGCCAUAGAGCGGAUACACAAAACUCUGAUGGGUCAAGUUCCUGCUGAGGCAGAAGUGAACUAUUUAGGGGUGGCCAAAUCCCUGGAAAUGUAUGGAGUGGACCUCCACCCUGUCUAUGGUGAAAACAAAUCUGAAUAUUUUUUAGGAUUAACACCCAUAGGAGUUGUUGUCUACAAGAAUAAAAAGCAAGUAGGAAAAUAUUUCUGGCCUAGAAUUACAAAAGUUCACUUCAAGGAAACACAGUUUGAACUUAGAGUCCUGGGAAAAGAUUGCAAUGAAACUUCCUUCUUUUUUGAAGCACGUAACAAGAUCACAUGCAAACAUCUCUGGAAAUGCUGUGUAGAACAUCAUACGUUUUUCAGAGUGCCAGAGAAUGAAUCAAACUCUCUAUCAAGAAAAUUCAGCAAGUUUGGAUCCGUAGGUUAUAAACAUCGGUACAGUGGCAGGACGUCUUUGCAAAUGACCAGAGACCCUUCUGUGCAGCUCCCACGGCCUGACCAGUGCAUUGAAAGAAGUCGCAGUAAGACUUACCCCAAAAGAACACAACAGACAGGAUCUAAGAACAUGAGCCAGAUUACAACAAAUGGGGAAAAUGAAGGAACUACCAAAAUUAUUGCACCUUCCCCUGUGAAAAGCUUUAAAAAGAUGAAAAAUGAAAACAGUCCAGAAACCCAAAGAAGUAAAACAAGCACACCAUGGGAGGAACAUCGCCUACAAAGUGGGCUGUAUAAUUCUCCCAGUGACCGCAAUAAAUCACCAAAGUUUCCUUACUCUCGGCGGCGGAAUCCAUCAGGUGGCAGCGAGAAUGAGUCUGCGCAACCAGUCCGAAGGAGGAAAAAUCAAAACAGUGGCGAAGAUUCAGAUUUAAAGCAAAGGGGAAGAUCACGGUCUCGCUGUAACACCAGCAGUGGCAGUGAAUCAGAAAAUUCCAACAGAGAGCAUCGGAAGAAGAGAAACAGAUUACGGCAAGAGAAUGACAUGGUUGACUCAGCUCCUCAGUGGGAAGCUGUGCUACGGAGGCAAAAGGAGAAAAACCAGGUGGAUCCAAACUACCGGCGAUCCAGGCACAGAUCACGAUCGAGAAGCCCAGAUGUACAAGCUAAAGAAGAACUAUGGAAACAUAUUCAGAAGGAGCUUGUGGAUCCAUCUGGCCUGUCUGAGGAGCAAUUGAAAGAAAUUCCAUACACUAAAAUUGAGACUCAAGGGGACCCAAUCCGCAUUAGGCAUUCACAUUCCCCUCGAAGCUACCGUCAGUAUCGGCGGUCCCAGUGCUCUGAUGGUGAAAGAUCUGUCCUGUCUGAAGUGAAUGCAAAAACUGAUCUAGUGCCUCCACUGCCUGUUACACGAUCUUCAGAUGCGAAAGGUCCCAGCACUCAGUUGACUCAACAGAGACAGAAUGGAUCAAAAGACAGCUUAAUAGAAGAAACAUCUCAGCUACCCACUAACAGCGUUGAUGGAAAACUCACCACUAAGAUCAUAAAAACUAUACAGGUGUCACGCUUCAAGGUGGAGACUUGACUGCCAUGACUGAAGAUGGUGAAUGGAUUUUUAUUCUUUGGAAACUGAGAAUUUGUGUGUAAAUGCAAGGGAAGGAACUGAAAUUUACAUGGUAGCAAUUUCUUCAGGAUACCCAGAAGUGCAGCCUACUUGCUGGGAAGGCCAAGCGAUGAUUUUACCACUGACACCAUUCUAGUGGUGUGACUGAUCAAGGAGAAGCUGCCUAAAGUCUUAGACAACUAGAAAGAAAAGUCUUAGGAAAACUGAAUGAUCAGCAGUUACAUUUCCAAAAAAAUGAACAAAAAAAUCGCUGCAACAAAACAGGGCUUUAUGGUCUGCUCUGUAACUGAAUGGCCUUUUUCCAGAAAAUGACUGUUAGCUGACAUGAUCAGGACCAGAUGCUUCAAGAGAAGCAAAAAGAGUCAUAUUUUUGGCCAAUUGUGCAAUACAGUGUGAUAUGGGGAGAAUUAUCUUCACAAUUCUAUAUGGGGAUCAACUUAUGUCCUGAGACAUAAGGACUAAUAGCUCUUUCAAGGUUUAUUUUAGCUUAGCACAACUACAGAUGCUUGUGUUGUUAAUACAAAUGUUGACUCAACCCGUUUUAGCUCAAAAAUAAUAGACUUAGUAAUACCCUGUAGCAGAGAGUUCCAGAGGUGAUACAGACUUAACUUUCCCUUGGCAGUUUUAAGUGUUCUCAAUUUGAGUGCCCUUUCAUCCAAAGGGACUAUUUCAUUGAACAUUCCAUACCACAGAAAUACACCUAUCACCUUACAAGAAACCACACUGGAAAAAGAUGGAGAAUAUGUAUUGACCCACCAUAUUAAGACUGCUUAGCAAGGCACUUAAGUACUGGUUAAAUGAAUCUUGUAGAAGUAGGAUUUAAGACAGCUAGCAAAUAGCAUUUUUUUUAAACUAGAUUAGCAAAGCCUGCCUUAAUCUCUUUCCAUUUGAAAUAAUCAAUGCUAGUACCUUCUGAUUCUUUGAGCCAUUUCUGCUGUGGUAAGAUGACAAAGGCAGUAUUUCAGGUAUGAUAAUUGCAAUUUUUUUCUAAUGUCACGGUAGGAAUAGUAAGUUCUAAUGAUAUUGCACCUUGAGUGGUUUAACUUCUAGUACAUAUCUGAAGUGAUGCCUAUCUCUUUUCCUGUACUAUUACUUUGUACAAAUAGCUGAAAGUCAUUCUUCUGUCUCCCAUGCACAUGGAUGAGCCUUCUGGCAUUUGCUAACUUAUUAAGAAGCUUACCAAAAUCUUUGUGUUGUGAAAGUAACUUUUGCUAAGUGUAAUCCCCCGAAUGAAUAUUGAAUUUGUCAAAUGGCAUUGGGAACAGCUGUGGUAGCUCAUGUGCUUACAUCUGUCAUCCUUAAACUCAAGCCCUAUCACCUUCAGUGAUUUCCUGUGAUACUUUGUCUUCUACGUCUAGCAAUACCACCGUACGAGGUGAUUGCAGCCCUGUUAGAAAAGUAAUACUGUUUGAGACCUGGAGUGCACAUAGGGCAUCUUAAAUUAUGCUUUACAAGAGGCAUGGAAUUACUAAUACACAUUUUAACAAAACUGAGAAGUAGAAACCUUGUAUGUGUUUUAUUUUCUACUUCAUUUUUUGAUUCUUCUAUUGUUUCAUGAUCUGAGGUGGUCAGGAGGAUGCUACUAGCCAGGGUGGUGGCCGUACAGUUGGUAUAUUCCUAUGACAGUAUUGAUUGGUCUGCAGGUUGGGAGAUGCUUCAUCAUGCCAGGGAAAGCAAAUGGACUUCAUAAUUUCUAAGUUUGAUGGCUUACUUUGGACAGUUCUGUUAUUUCAGUCUCAGUGAACACAUCUAAGUGAAAGAAAGAGCUUAGAACCCCUCUGUGGUAAAAAUUCUGUUUUCAUGGAGGUUCUUCAGCAUUUUCUGAAUUUACUACAGAUUUCAUUUUAGGACAUUGUUGGACUUGACUUGGAAGUAUUUGUUCAAACUGUUUUGUCAGUCUGUUAAAUGGUUUCAUUGUCAUUGGCCAAUUUCAAGCAAUCCUUUAGGAUCUAUUUAUGACCUUGUGUAGUAUUCUCACAAGCACCAGUUAAAAAAAAAACAGACAACCCUAUCACUGUGGCAAAGAUCGUGUGAUACAGCUUAAUCUAGAGCAUCACAAUCUUUCGGAAGACUAAUGAAAUACGACAAACCAUACAAGAACUGAUUAGUGUCUGCAGUGAAAAGCACUCAUUACUUCUUCAAGGUGUUCCAAGCUGGAGCAUUGCACACUUGCUUGUAAUCUGUUGCUUUCUAACUCAUUACCAUUAUUCUGCAUUUGUUGCUCAGGCAAGUAGAACAUAUGUACUACUUUAGGAGGAUUUGUAGUGUUACUGAGAAUUAUCUAUAUGUAGUGUAUCUUGCAAAUCCUCAAAUAUUCCUCAAGAUGAAAAUUACUUUAAGGUUUAUAUCCAACCUCAUGUUUUCCUGUGUUGUCAUCUGCCUGCGGGCUUUUGUGUAUUAAUGCUGUAUACUAUCAGCCAAGUGUAUGUUACUUAUUCCACUGUGUCAGAAAAUGGGCUUCUAUCUAGUCUAAUAAUGAUAGGUAUCAGUUCUCAAAUCACAGGAGAGGCUUUUUUGUAAUCAAGCCAACUUUUUUGCAUUUAAAUGAGAAAUUGACAGAGUCAUGGGUUUGAGUUGGUGGUCUUCUCUCCAAUGAGACUAUGUAGGAAACAAGUUUUAGCAAGUCUGAGGCACUACAGUAACCAUUUUUUAUCCACAAAGGAAAGACUAAAUUUAAGGCCUGUAUUACAUGUUGUCAGUGCUGGCACAAGGCAAAACUUGGACAAGGAAGUCAUUGUCAGCUUACCAUACAGAAAAAAAACCCCAACUUAUUCCAUAUACUGAGCCUCCUUUCCCUUCAAGCUUCUUUUCCUCAUUUGUCAUUUGGGGAAAGGCACCUUUUCUUGUGCUGGUUAUUUUUGUGUGAGAUGCAUACAAGUGAUAAAUCACUGAAAAGGCUUACUGUGUCACAGCUAUGCUCUGUAGCCCUAAACCAGCCCUACAUCAUCUGUAAGUGGCUUGCCUGUUACAGCUCUGAGCUAUACCUUGCCUUUUCCAUUGUUGCUACUCUUGCCUGGUCUUCCUGGGGCUUUUACUGCCUAGAGGCCGUUAGGUUUUCAGACCUGGAGUUUGGAUGUCAGUCUAAAAUGCCUGUACAUCCUUUUGAGCCAGGCAAAAGACAGAUGGAUAACCACGUCAGGCAAAGUUUACCCUGGGGUUGGAUGCCAUACAGACCUGUCCUCACAUGGACAAAGGACUGAUACUUGAGACAUUCUCAUCCUAAUUCUGCUUCUAGUCUGCUGUAUUGAUCUCAGGCCAACAGUUUUAACUUUGUGCCUCUGCAUUUACCUCUUCUGAGACUUCUUCAAGUGCUGAUAAGUUAUGGAACUCUUAUUAAUUGGCAAGACCUACAACAAAGAUAUACCUCUUUGCAAGACGUAUUUUAUACAAUAAAGAGGGUUUGCUAACCAGAUUAGAAAAGCAUUUUUAUAUAUCCCAUAUUGGUUCCCUUGCUUGUUAGCAGGUUUCUUUCAUUAGGACCUAGCCUUGACCUGUUCUUUUCUACAUUGUACUUCUUAGCAGUGUCCCUAACCUUGUAAUUCUUAUUCUAAUCGAGCUCAUUAUACCGAAGAUGUUAAUUUGGGGGGAAAAACAAAAUCACUAUUUAGGUAGACAAAUCAAUCAUCUUUAUACAGGUGAAUAUUGAACUGAAUAGAUAGCACAUUUUCUUUUGGGAAAGCCUGUUUAAUUCAAAGCUCCCUAGAAAAGUGUUUGAAAACAACAUACAUAAACAUAAAAAUGUGAUUUGUAUGCUCUGUGUAUAUUAAAUAUUCAUGAAGCAACUCUGUGCUUUAUUUUAAAUCGAGUUUGAUAGAUGGCUGUGUAAAUACUUUCGUCCAGGUUAUUUAAAAGUCAAGUAAAACUUGAAUUUUUAGGGCAUUCUGUGGUUGCCUGUGUGUCUUAUUUACAUUACCCACAGGAGCAAAGCCUUUAGAAACAGAGAUUCAUUUGACACCACCAUCUGGUAAAAACAGGUGUAGUACCAAUUAAAAUCCACUUGAGGAUACAGCUUCUCCAGAUUAAGUAUUUUUUUCUGGUAGCAGAAAGUUGUCAGCCUAAGUUUUAUACUUCCAGUGCAUACAUAUAUUAGUUUCCUUUCUUACCUAAAAAUCACCAGAAAGCAACGGCAGACUACAUAAGCUGUCAAACCAAGCAGCUUGCAAAGCCAGAUGCAAAAGCCAGUGUGGCAGAUGCUCUCUCCUUAAUGUGCCUGUUUUAAAUGUCUCCUUGGCAGGAGUUGCAGUGGGUUGACCUUGACUGGACACCAGGUGCCCACCAAGCUGCUUUAUCACUCCCCUCAUCAUCAGGAUGGGGGGGCGGGAAAAUAAGAUGGAAAAAAAGCAACUUGUGGGUCAAGAUAAAGACAGUUCAGUAGAACAAAAGCAAAGACCAUAUGCAGAAACAAAAUAAACCAAAAGAUUUAUUGUCUACUUCCCUUCAGCAGGCAAUAUCCAGCCACUUACUGGGAAUUAGGGCUUCAGUACAUAUAGCAGUUGCUCUAGGACACAAACACUGUAAUAACAAAUGGUACCCCCUCCCUUCUUUCUCUUUGCUUUUAUUGCUGAGCAGAUGUCGUACAGUGUAGGCUAUCUCCUUCGUCAGCUUGGGUGAGGUGUCUCAGCUGUGUCCCCUCUGGAAAUCCUGCCCACCCUCAGCCCCACUGCGUGAGUGGGUAAUGUUGGAGACAGCACUGAUGCAGUAGCCAGAACACUAGUGUAUGAUCAGCACCCUUCUAGCUACCAGUAUAAAGCACAACACUGUGAAGGCUGCUGUGGGGAAAAUUAAUUCCAUCUCAGCCAGACCCAGUAAGAGUGAAGAAAACCACUGCCCUCCUGCCACUGCUGGUCACAAUUUAAGUGAUACACCUUACUCACUGUAAUGUUACGAUCUCAAAAAUAGCUAUGACUAUGCAGUUUUUUUCCUCGAUGAGGAUAUCUGAAUGUAUUUGACAUUAAAAUACUACCAUUAAAUUCAAUACAAAUGAACCCCUUUCCUAGGCAAAAGAGGUGACAGAUUUACAUUCAAGAAUGCCCCCACAGGCAACCCACUGAUAGAGACUGUUUGCGUUUAAUAGAGCUAGCCUUAGUCAACUCAGAUGCAGUGUGCUAAAAGGUUAAAGGGGAAUUUGGAACAAGCCAGUUUUCUUUCUCUGCAUAUCUCUCAAAUAGAGUUCUAAUUUGCACCUUUAACACUGAGAGCCCUCUUCCAGAGGGCUGCUGCAACACCAGCCUAGAGCAGAGGAUUUUGUUCUCACUCCCCUAGAUCACCUUUGCAUCUGUCCUGUACUUUUUAAGCCUAUCAACUCCCAACAGUGUCAGACGUUGUGCUUACGUAAAACAGAGGGAAAAAAAAAAAAAUGUCUUGAGGUUUCUUCCAAGGGUAUAGCCCAGUCAGCCACUCAAAAACUGUAAGGCAGUCCUAGUGCCUAACAGCACACUUAAUGUUUACAGCAUUACUAUUUUAUUAAAUGGAGCACCUUACACACAUCUAAUCUUCAUUCUACCCCAGUACUUCUUUGUUCCACAACGCUAUGAAACAGGUAUUACACACUGAAGUUUAAGAUUCUACAGUUUUUUUUGUUGAGAUGGAAUUAACAUUUUAGACAGCCAUCACUAAAAUUUGGCAUUAGCAGUUGCUCUUGAGUUAAAAGAGUCUUAAAAGCUAGUCCUGUCAGUCUUGGACUUAAAGAACAAAGCCCAUGAGCAAAACUCCUGAGCAGAUGGUAUCUUCAGGGAAUAUAAUCCCUAACAGAAAUCCUAAGAUUUUAAGUGCAUCCAGUAAUCACACGUUGGAUCACUGAAAAUUAGUUGCUCUAAACCUCCUUCCCUCUUGACAAACGCUAAACUUAUGCUUAGACUUUGAUUAGUAAAUUACUGAAUUCAGUACUGAAAAAUCAAGGCAUUGCAAGAUACAUAAUUUCAGCAUUUGCUCUUCUGAUAAAAUUAAUUUACAAUAAAUCUUCCUGAAAAAAUAAGCAGGAAUUCCAGAUGUUAUUCCUACAGUAUUUCAUUCUACUUCAAAUUUAGUUAAAGUACCAUAUUAGGCAGCUGAUCAAGGUAAUAAUAAAACAAGAUGGAAGUUUUCCAUGUUGGAGAAAUACUCUAUUUUUAAACCCAGGUUUGCUAAAUUUUAAUUUCUACUUUUUGUCACCUCAAUACAAAUCUCAGCUACCCUAAUCUCUAAGUACUAGAGAAUACCAUGGUUUUGGUGACCACCUCCUAUCCACUUAAUAGCUUCUGGGUUUUAUUUAGUCUGAAGGGGUGAACUGGCAUCCCCAAAACACAGAACUCAGAAGGAACUGCUAUUAUAGCUUGAAAAAGACACAGAAACAUAAAUCUUUAUUUUUUGUCUACAUAAACAUUACCAGCACUACCUCAAUACAGUUAAAAUCACCUUGUAUUACUAUAUGCAGGCUUAACAUUCCAUCUUUUAAAGUUUUUUGUUUCUUAU